Molecule: messenger RNA, 1686 nt
Organism: Bombyx mori (domestic silkworm)
Lineage: Eukaryota; Metazoa; Arthropoda; Insecta; Lepidoptera; Bombycidae
Gene: cib
Product: thymosin
Exons: 5
Coding region: 1-627 (208 amino acids)
Biological process (GO): actin filament organization
Cellular component (GO): cytosol
Molecular function (GO): actin monomer binding
Source: RefSeq, a predicted model, not a curated record
AUGGCCUGCUCCGUGAGUGACACUCCCUCCCUGAAAGACCUCCCCAAGGUCGCCACAGACCUGAAGAGUCAGCUCGAAGGCUUCAACACCAGCUGUCUCCGUGACGUCGACACCAAUGAAAAGAUUGUGCUUCCGUCUGCUGAAGACGUGGCAAAAGAGAAGCAACACAACGCUUUACUACAAGGCGUUGAACUAUUCCAACCGUCUUCAUUAAGGAAAACCGAGACAAUAGAAAAAAACAUUCUCCCUAACGCAAUAGACGUCGCCACUGAGAAGACCCAGAAGUCUUUAUUCGACGGUAUCGAGAAGUUUGAUUCGAGCCAGCUGAAGCACACCGAGACUCAGGAGAAGAACCCGCUUCCGGACAAAGAUGUUGUCGCAGCGGAGAAAGCCCACCAGAACCUCUUGGACGGAGUUGAACACUUCGACAAGACUCAGAUGAAGCACACGACGACGGAAGAAAAGAAUCCACUGCCCCCGAUCGAAGCUAUCGAAGCGGAGAAGGAAAAGAACAAAUUCCUGAACGGCAUCGAGAACUUCGAUCCCACUAAGCUGAAGCACACGGAAACGUGCGAGAAGAACCCGCUCCCCACAAAGGACGUCAUUGAGCAAGAGAAAUCAGCUUGAACCACUACUUUAUAACAGUUACUCGCAAAUGUAUCUCGCUAGUAUCGCCGUAUUUUAAUAUUGAUGUAAGUCAGAUCGAUUUGCGUCGUCCAUUACAAGUUUUAUUUUUGUUUUUGUACAAUGGCAACACUGCCUGGGCAAUGGCGACGUACAGCAACCCCGGAUUUUAUUCAAAUCCUAACGACAAGUCGCGCCUUACGCCAAUAAACAGCGAGUGGACGCCAUAAACCGAUCUAAUACAGAUAAUUAGUGUAUAGUAACCAAAUUUUCUAUGUCACUUUUUAAACGUGUAUUUUAUAAGUAUUUUACGAAAAUAUUUUACUUUUUAAUUUUGAUUAAUAUAAUUUAUGUGAAGGAAAAAAGAAUUGAUUUUUUUCUAAAGUACUGAUCUUCAAAUAUAAGUCUUUACUUAACCUGUACUCCUAUUAUGAAGUGAGGAAGAACAGACGUGAUCGAAGCAACCAGACAAAAUGAAGCACGAAGCACCGUGGAAUGUGCUAGAACUAAAACUCGACUAAACUUGAGUAUUAUUAAAGAUCACGUCCGUUCUAUUGAACAAUAAGUCCGUGGUACCGGGUGUGUAAUCUGAAUCUAAGCGAGCGACUGAUAUUUAACUCAAAAUAAGAUGUGGUUACCGAAAUAUUCAUUACACUACUAAAUAUGCUUUUUAUAAUUUUCAUUAGUAAUUUACAUCAUCAUUUCUUAGAACUGGAAAUCAUACGUUCAAUACGAAAAUGACUGCAAAAUAAAUAAAAACAGAAACGCGAAAAAAACAGUAGAUAAAGAAGCACAAAUAUUUUGUCAUAAUACAAAUAUGGCGGUCAAAUAUGACAAUAAUAAUCUACAGAUGCUGGAUAAAGAUAGCUGUCAAGUCUUUUUGCCAUCUUAACACCUUUUCCAUGAGAUGAGUCAUUUUCGUAACAAAGUCUUGUUUAAUUAGUCAUCAACUGUGUGGUUAAAGCAAAUGCUCAACCGACGAAUAUCUGACUAAGAUACAAUAAAACGUAUUGGUAUGUAAGACUAUACUAAAUAUAAAUACUUUUUAAGACCUCCACAAAA